UCCAGGGCGAUGGCAGUUGGCGCGCUGUCCAGUUCCCUCCUGCUCACCUGCUGCCUGAUGGUGGCUCUGUGCAGCCCGAGCAUCCCGCUGGAGAAGCUGGCCCAGGCGCCCGAGCGGCCGGGCCAGGAGAAGCGCGAGCACGCGUCUCGGGACGGCCCGGGCCGGGUGAGCGAGCUCGGGCGCCCGGCGAGGGACGAGGGCGGCGGCGGCGGCCGGGACUGGAAGGGCAAGGGCGGCCGCGGGCUGGCCGGCCGGGAGGCGUGGAGCAGGCAGAAACAGGCCUGGGCCGCCCAGGGCGGGGGCGCCGGGGCCGGGGACCUGCAGGGGCGGCCCCGCGGGGACACCCCGCACGAAGAGCCCCCGGCCGCCGCCGCCGCCGCCGCCGCCCAGGACGCGGCGGGCCCAGACCCAGAGCCCACGCCCGAGCUGCCGGAGGAGUACGCGUACCCGGACUACCGGGGGAAGGGCUGCGUGGACGAGAGCGGCUUCGUGUACGCGAUCGGGGAGAAGUUCGCGCCGGGCCCCUCGGCCUGCCCCUGCCUGUGCACCGAGGAGGGGCCGCUGUGCGCGCAGCCCGAGUGCCCGCGGCUGCACCCACGCUGCAUCCACGUCGACACGAGCCAGUGCUGCCCGCAGUGCAAGGAGAGGAAGAACUACUGCGAGUUCCGGGGCAAGACCUACCAGACCCUGGAGGAGUUCGUGGUGUCGCCGUGCGAGCGGUGCCGCUGCGAGGCCAGCGGGGAAGUGCUGUGCGCGGUGUCCGCGUGUCCACAGACCGAGUGCGUGGACCCCGUGUACGAGCCCGACCAGUGCUGCCCAAUCUGCAAAAACGGCCCAAAUUGCUUUGCCGAGACCGCUGUCAUCCCUGCUGGGAGGGAAGUGAAGACGGACGAGUGCACCGUCUGCCACUGCACCUACGAGGAGGGCACCUGGAGGAUUGAGAGGCAGGCCAUGUGCACCAGGCACGAGUGCCGGCAGAUGUAAGACUGGCCGCACGGACCACAGAUGUUUUCUAGGAUCCUUUCCCGAUCUAUGUGAACGUUCUGGAUGCCUCUGGGAAAUAUCGACCGAAAGGAGCAGACUUUUGAUGAGCAAUCGUGGAAAACUGUUGGUACUUUUUCUUUUCUUGGUCACAACAACUACAGAAGGAAAUGGACAUAUUUCAAAACGUCGACAAGAACUUUGGGCCGAAAAGUCCACUUCUAAAUAAAUGUGCUAUUUUCACAGUAAGUACACUAAAGCACACUGUUAUAUAUGAAAUGUCUUUCUAUAAUCCCUCUAUUGGCUUCUGUAGAUACAGAUUAAAAAUGCUGUGCCGUCAGCUGUCCUCGCCGCGUGCCCGCAUUUCUUCUGCGCUGCUGAUCCCAUCACAUGAGGUUGUUUGUGGUCGCUGAUUCUCCUUCGCCUCCUGGAAUAGUGCGCCCGUUAGCGGGUCAUAACAUAAGGGAACUGAUUUGCCCUGAGAUCCUCGCCAAAUUCUGUCGCAUUACAGAGAGAUAUAUAGAUAGUGUCGAUCCUCAGAAGAGCCAGUCGAAUUCACACAAAUAUAAUAAUUCCUCCUUGUAACUUUACUGCUUUUAGUAUCUCCAUUUUCAGUCAUUUGGGAGAUGCAGGUACAAAGAUGACUAAUACACGCUUUUUCUGUUCAUUCAAAGCUCCCACGUCGUGGGCCAUUGAUGGGUGCACGCAGAUAUUUCAUUUUCACUUACUUGACUU
This is a messenger RNA of Physeter macrocephalus (sperm whale), 1716 nucleotides long. It is a transcript of the gene VWC2, whose product is annotated as von Willebrand factor C domain containing 2. The coding region runs from base 10 to 984 and encodes 324 amino acids. Gene Ontology annotation, cellular component: AMPA glutamate receptor complex. Gene Ontology annotation, molecular function: protein binding. The transcript is spliced from 3 exons. The record is from RefSeq and is a predicted model, not a curated record. Gene Ontology annotation, biological process: negative regulation of BMP signaling pathway. Lineage: Eukaryota; Metazoa; Chordata; Mammalia; Artiodactyla; Physeteridae.